AAUGAUUCCUUAUAUCCCCUCACGUGUCCUGCUUGUUGCCUGGCCAGAUUGUUACUAACACAAGAUUCAAUAACCCUGUGCAAUUUGAUUUACACGUUCUGUAAACACUACAGUACAAGGACGUUCGCAAUGAUUGACACCCCGAUGCCUUUCAGACUCUUGUCCGAGCGGCGUAACUCGGGAUUUGUGCGGCAGGCUGGGUUCGAAAUUUGCUUCGUUUGCGGUAACAGUGAGAUGAAAGUUCUCUCAAUCUGCCACAGCUCCAGAGCCAGAACCCUUCUACCCCAUUUUAUCAUUUUCUUCAUUACGUUUUAUGUUCACAAGCUGGAAUCAGCCCGGUUCACAGUGAUUGGACCUGAUCACCCUGUCACUGCCAUCAUGGGUGAGGACAUUAUCUUACCCUGUCACCUGUCCCCCAAGAUGAGCGCUGAGAACAUGGAAGUGAGAUGGUUCCGAUCUGAGUUCACUUCGUUUGUGCACCUGUAUCAGCAUGGAAAGGAUGAGUAUGGGCAGCAGAUGCCAGAAUAUCAUGGAAGGACAGAGCUUUUGAAAGCUGGCAUUGUGGAUGGGAAUGUUGCCUUGGGAAUUGUCAAUAUCAGACUUUCUGAUGAAGGACAGUACCGCUGUUUUGUUCAAGAUGGUGUCUUUCAUGAAGAAGCUGUAUUGGAACUGAAGGUAGCAGCUUCGGGCUCUGCACCUCGCAUCUCUGUUGAGGGUCACCAGGAUGGAGGGAUCCAAGUGGUGUGUCAGUCGGCCGGAUGGUACCCAGAGCCCGAGGCGCUGUGGAGAAAUCUCAAAGGGCAGCCUUUAUCUUCAUCAACUGAAACCAAAUCUGAAGAGCAACACGGUCUCUUUGAAAUAAAAAAUUCUAUCAUUAUAACAGAAAAUUCAAACAAGAAUUUGUCCUGUGCCAUAAGGAACACCCACCUGAACCGAGAAAAAGAAUCAAUAACAUUUUAUAUAUCAGAUUCUUUUUUCCCAAGAGCAUCUCCCUGGAUGGUGGGUUGGAGUGUGACUUUGGUGAUUUUGUUGGUGUUCGUCGGCCUUACUCUUUUUCUGUUCAAAUUAAAAGGGAAACAUCUCAACACUAUCAGUAAACUUCAAACAGAGCUAGAGUGGAGGAGAUCCCUGGGUGAUGCAGCAAAUGUGACGCUGGAUCCAGACACGGCUCAUCCACAACUUGUCCUGUCUAAGGAUCGGAAAAGUGUGAGAUGGGCAGACACAUGGCAGGAUCUGCCCGACCACAAGGAUCCUGAGAGAUUUGAAAUUGAGCGCUGUGUGCUGGGCUGUGAGGGGUUCACCUCAGGGAGACAUUACUGGGAGGUGGAGGUGGGGAAUGGACGAUACUGGGCUGUGGGGGUGGCCAGAGAGUCUGUGAAGAGGAAGGGAGGGAUCAGCCUUAGCCCUGAGGAGGGGAUCUGGGCUGUGGAUCAGAGGCAGGGCCAGUACCAGGCUCUCACCUCCCCUGUGACCCCCCUAGACCUGAGCCGGGCCCCCAGCAGGAUCCGGGUUUGUCUGGACUGUGAACAGGGACAGGUGACAUUUAUCAAUGCUGGAGAUGAGGCCCCGAUCUUCACUUUCCCGCCGGGCUCCGUCCCUGGGGAGAGAAUCCGCCCUUGGCUCUGGCUGGGGAUGGAAAGCCAGCUCAAACUGUGUCCCUGAGAGACAGGGGGUAUAUCCCACUGGGAACCUGAAAUCAGCCUGUCUAGCCUCACACACCCAAGUAUCUAUGAUCUUGGCAUCAUCCUGUCCACCCAGUCCUAUGGCCUCUUAAUUCUAUGUCCCCUGGAACCUCCUCCCCCCUCGUUCCCCGCAGCACAGAGAUUUAUAGAACAUCACUGAAGGUGAGACUUUGUUGCCAUUUCAGUGUCAUUAAAAAAACUGUUCCCGAAACCUGUGGGUCUGUUUUCCAUUGGUGUGGGUAUUGAAGCUGUUUCUCAGCUCCUUUUCGCUCUGAUGGGAAUUCAUGGUAAAUAAAGCAUGAAAAACAAUUCUGAUUUGUCCCUUUUUAGUUUUCCAGCUGCAAUUGUUGGGGGUAGAAUUGUGGGAUUUGCUUCCCUACUUGGUUGUGUCCCCCCAGCACCAGCAGGUAUCAUAUCAGCAUGUCCCCAUGAUGAGAGCUGGGUUUUGCUGGGCUAUGAUGCUAUCCAGCCUGUGCUCUGUCUUGUGCUGUCUAUAGCCAUGUCAAUCAGGAAUUCCUCAUCUGGGCUCUGUAGAGAGGUGGCUGAACACAUGGUGCUGACUCUCCUCUUUGUUUCCAGAGGUGUUGAAUUUAUUCAGAGGUGGCUAAAGAGAUAUGAACUUUGCUGUUCACAUUUCUUCUGCCCAUCAGCAGUUGCUGUGGUGUCCAGGGCAGUGUUCAUGGGAUGGGACCUGCUCCGAGAGACAGUCUCUGGGGGUUUGUUUACACUAGGGCACAGGUUUCUCUCUCUCAUUGUACAAUCAGUGUGUAGACAAGGCAAGUGGUGGUUUCACCUCAGGGUAACUGGUCAAGAAGAAUUCUGUGGGUUGGGGGAUGUUUGGGAGGGUUAUCGGUCACCUUGAUUAGCUACACUGAGGUGAAAGCAUCACUUGCCUCACCUCUGUUAGGACUGUAUAAUGACAUCACUGACUCGUGUUUGCUAUUGCGUUGAAAAAAAAUACCCUUUCUCCUAGUGUGGACAUGAGCUAAAAGAUGGGAUCUAAAGGGAGACACCCCACUCUCAGCCAGGGCUGUGACUUUGUUUUCUGUGAGCUUCUAAUUUCAAUGACUAGGGGUGGCAUCCAUGAAGGGACUUAGAUGUUGCAACUCUUGGCAUCACUGCACGUCAUUUUUAGGUGCCUAGAACAUCACAAGAACAACACUAUGACCCUCAAAGCCUGACUUAGGCACCUCGUCUCCCUAUACGAUGAACGGAGACAGACAGAGGCCUUACAAUGCCAUCCACAAGAGCCGGCAUGCUAGGUGGGGAGCCAUCUAAACUAGUCAAUGGGAAAUGUGAACAACAGGGGUGUGUCCUAAGCCCCCCCACCCAAAGAUAAGUGCCUAAGUCUGCAUUGCUGGGGGGCCCCCACCUCUGCUUAGCAAGCCACGAAUGGGAACCCACCGCCUGAGGCAUUUCUUCUGGGAAUGAGUUAGGCCCCUGCUGCGCUGCACACAACCUGUGGGUGGGGGGUGGGGGUUGUUUUGGUGCUGCUGGCCACCUCAUAACUUUAAGCCAGUGCCAGCACACUUGCCUGGGAGGUGGGAGACCCAGGUUCAAUGCCCCCCUCUUUGCUACAGAAGGAGAAAGGAUUUAAACUGGGGUUACUCAGUUUCUAGGUGGGUGCUGCAACCACUGAGCUAUGGUACAGUCUGAAGGUGGGAUUCUUCAGUCUCCCCUAUUGCAGCUGGCUCACUGUGGGUAAAUAUGAAGGAGCGACUGGAGCUGGGGGUCUGGCCCCAGGAGCUCCCGCCCCUCAGAUGGGCUCCCUGACCACAGGACCCCAGAGUCAUUCUCACUUUCUGGCCAGUAUCCAUUUAAGUGUUUAUCUACAGUGGAACAAUCACUGGGACAGAGAGAGAAAGAGAAUGUCUCUGUAGUCCAAUGGUUGGGGCACCCACCUGAGCAGGGGGAGGCCCCAGAUCCAACCCCUCUGUUCCCAUCACUCUGUCAUUAUUUAUCCCAAGUGGAACACCUAUAACAGGAGAGGCUGAAGGAUCCUAAUACUUGGCUUUUCUUCCCUCCUCCCCCCACCCCCCACAUCCCCCAAACAACUUGACACCUGGAGGAACGUUUGAAGAGCAAAGACUUUGAAUGGGGGAAGAGGGUCCCAGGCUGGACAGCAAUUCCAGCCUGUGUAGUGAGGAUCUGUAGCCUGCUUGUACCAUCUGUCAGGGUGAGACACUGCUUGACUGAAAUCCUAUUUAGUUUGUAGAACUCAGACUGCAAAUUUAUUUUUAUUUCUUGAGAAACCAACUUUGAUCUCUACACUUGCUACUUAUAAUCCCUUAAAAUAAUCUUUCUGUAGCUAAUAAAUCUCUUUUAUAUUUUACCUAAAA
Chelonia mydas (Green sea turtle) is the source of this 4021-nucleotide messenger RNA. Its product is annotated as butyrophilin subfamily 1 member A1. The coding region runs from base 130 to 1662 and encodes 510 amino acids. Gene Ontology annotation, molecular function: protein binding. The record is from RefSeq and is a predicted model, not a curated record. Lineage: Eukaryota; Metazoa; Chordata; Testudines; Cheloniidae. The transcript has 9 exons.